GCGAGGAGCUGCUGUUGCUGUGGUGGGUCCUGCUGGCUGUGGCCGUGGCUGUGUUGGUGGAGGGUGUCGUCAGUGUAGGCGCCUCCACUGCCUGUUGCCAUGCCUGGUGAAGAGGUGAUUGGGCGACACACACGGCCGAGGGUGAUGGAGGUGCUGAUGGUGAUGAUGAUGGUGAUGGCAGCCAACUUUUUACAGGCAAUAUCGUCGUCAUCAGAACUCUUCCCCCAGGUCGGCGUUGAGCCUUUCCUCGGGGCUCGGUGCUGGGUGCCGGGUGAGCUGCUGGCCACCACCGCCACCGCCGCCUCCUCGACACUCUUCCUUUGGUGUGCCAGGCAGUGCGGGCGUGCCGAGGACUGCCGCUUCUUCUCCCUCGCACCGGGCGAGUGUCGGCGCUACACAGGGGUCAUGUCGGCGGAGUGCAGCGUGGCGGGCGUCGGUGAAGGAGAGGCGAAGGUGUUCAUGAAGUUCCAAUCCAACCUGGCUCUGCUCCGACCCGUCCUGGCCUCCUCGACCGUCUAUGACCAUCGUGUGACCUUUGAUGACAUGGCCCGGUACCCCUUCGAUUGGACCUCCUUCCUGGACUGUCCGUGCACGCAGACCUUGCCGAACCAGUGGGCGAGCGUGGACCUCGGCGCCACCUGCGACGUGAGCCUCAUCCGGGUGACGCUUUCCUUGGAGGCCCGAGAAACCAUGUUCAAGACGGUGACUGUGUUUGUGGGCGACAGCGGGGACCCAACCAAGGACCCCGUCGUGGCCAGGUCGCUCCCCGCCACCAGGACGCCCAAACAAGUCAUCACCUAUGAGGUGGCGGCUCGUGGACGCUUCGUGACGAUACAGCAACUGGAACUACUCCACCUUUGUUUUUGCAACUUGGAGGUGUACUGAGGGGCACACACACACACACACAUACACACACACACACACACACAC
Eriocheir sinensis (Chinese mitten crab) is the source of this 930-nucleotide messenger RNA. RefSeq lists its product as uncharacterized. The transcript has 7 exons. Lineage: Eukaryota; Metazoa; Arthropoda; Malacostraca; Decapoda; Varunidae. The record is from RefSeq and is a predicted model, not a curated record. Bases 100 to 885 code for a protein of 261 amino acids.